CUGAGGACGAAACCAUACCAGAGGCUGUUUGGAAGGAGAACGGUGGAGUGCUGGUAGCGAGAGUCGCUGCAUUCCUGCCCCGUGUUCUCCUGAAAUGGGCGGAGGAACAGAAGAUGAAACAAGAAGGGUUAGAGAAAGGGAAAGAGAAGGAGAAGGAGAGCGAGAACGACUUGGACCCGCACAAACUCGCAUUCGCGACCGCACUCCUCAAGUUGCCGGCAGCGCGCUUCCUGCCCGAGGGGCACCAUGAAAAAGCGCACUGGAAGUUCUACAUCGAACUACUGUCGGACGUCUGGGAUGAGUUGAGGGCGCUCUGUGAAAGAGACAAGGGCGACGACUCGCCAAACGAAAGCGAGGUCGUCGGCGCCCAUGACAAGCUCAUGAAGCUAGUUAUCCGGGUGUACGGGGCGAUGCGGAAGGCGUCUGGACGAGAGCAUCCCACGAUGGAUUCGCUGCAAUUCCGAAAGGAACGCUCUGCCGUUCUUGCUGCACCCAAGAAGAAGUAUCACAAAACACCGAUGGCCGUCAAGCUGCGAGUACCAAAGUCGAAGGAAGCGCGCUUCAACUCAGCCUUGGUAUACAAGCCAAGUGAGAAGCACGAUCGGCUUCUCAGGAUGUUGAUGAAGGAUCGAACCCAUGAGCUGGCUAUUCAAGGGCGCUGGGAGGGCACCGUCUCACUCGAAAGUCCAGAGAUCACUUUCCUCUGCAUAUCGUCCCAGAGCAAGCCAAAACGGAGGCUUACUCAACAGAUCUACUACAGCAUCCUCGCGGCAACACGUCAACAGCAAGCUCUUGCCCUCCGCAAGUGGGCCAUUACGCAAUUGUGCAGAACGCGCAAUUUGCUGUUGUCAUGUAUGCAGAAGUUGAUGAGUCAACCGGGAAAAUCCGCGUUGGGAGGAUCGCUGUGUUCCAUUUCGACGAUUUUGAAGACGUUUUGCGCUUCUUCGAUCUGCUGUCGGAGAUAGUCGCACACCAGGUGAAGGCAUUCCAGGAAGCUCUUCAGACUCUGGAUAAGCUUUCGGAAGACGCCCAGCAGGCCAUGCUCCCCAAGAGCGGCUGGACAUGGCGGAUUAUGGAGCGAACGAAAAAUAAAGCAAGUGAAGCACCUUCUCUCGAAGACGUGGCCGAGGAGGAUGAAGGUGAUGGUGUGCCUAACACGAGGUCCCGUGGUAGCCGUACUACUGGAGCAAAACCACCCGCCGAUUCUACCUGUGGAAGAAGGAGCAGCGGAAGGGGAGCUUCAGGGGAGGGACCGACCAGAGGUACUGGCAAGUCACCGUCAACCCCGAAGAAGGCAGGCAACAACGAGCAGGAAAUCUGGAGGACUGCUGGUCCGAUCGGUGAAGAGAUGGGCGGCACCGACAUCGAUUCGGACUGCAGUUUCAUCUCUACCGACCAAGACGCCGCGUCAUUUGCGGAUGACCCCCGCACGCUAACCGACAACGAUGACGACGCUGCGAUCGCGGUCGAAACUGCGGCGUUGGCCCCCUCGCAACUUCUGGGUGGCGAAUUGGAGCAUGACUCCAAGGCGUCCGUUCAGACAUGGCUUCGAGAUUCUGGCACGCAGUCAAGUUUGGAAUUCGACCUGUCCGACUCUGAGAAAUUACGACCUGUAUUAGGAACGGACGUGGGGCUGGCAGAAACGAGUGCUGUUACGAGUAGCGAAGAUUAUGUCUAGCGCCCUUUCGAGGAUGCUCGUGUACUGCCUCUGGUGCAUGCAUUCGCUAGGCUGGUUGGCUGUGAUGGCAUAGAUGCCAUGCAGCAGGAAGAUCGUACCCAACACAUACAUGGGUCGAAGCAUUGUCAGGAAAACGACGUCCCAGGGUUAAUUAUGCGAGCCGUGCCUCAGCCGUCCGGAUCGCUCUGCCAUACUCGGCGCCCUCCGCCCGUCGAGAGUCGCUGCGGUGUCGGAUAACAACGACCACGGGGGUGGUGUGCAUGGGUAUUAACGCAUCUUGUCCUCCCAUUCACCCCAAAUUUAAGUGUUAAGAGUAUCAUCGACGGUCCAUCCUCGGGUAGCUAUGACUGACCCUUUAGGAAUUGGGGCGAUCUAGGCUGGCCGAGAGAGGGGCAUUACUUUGGAGCGAUGGACUAGGUCGCACGCAUGGUCGCCUUGUCCUUCUCUCGGCCCUCGUCCAGCUCGAACAUAUCCACUUCCCCCUGCUCUUCCAUGCCCUCAAUUUCUCAUCGGUCUCUUUCUGUCCGUCACACAAGCACACAGGAAAGGCGGGAAGGAAGGGCAAGGACUGGUCAGCUGAGAACGUAUCAAAGAGCGGAUACUUUCUCUUCUCCGUUGCAGGCCAUGGACUGCAUGAUUGGAGGUGUUUGAACGUCAUCCCCGCCUUCGACCUGUCAACGCUUCGCUCAGGAUGGCCAAGGAGAAGCGUUGAUGAUGGCGCAAGGCAUGGGCG
Dacryopinax primogenitus is the source of this 2411-nucleotide messenger RNA. RefSeq lists its product as uncharacterized. The coding region runs from base 851 to 1678 and encodes 275 amino acids. Lineage: Eukaryota; Fungi; Basidiomycota; Dacrymycetes; Dacrymycetales; Dacrymycetaceae. The transcript has 5 exons. The record is from RefSeq and is a predicted model, not a curated record.